Messenger RNA from Amaranthus tricolor (Joseph's coat), 1751 nucleotides. Its product is annotated as tRNA dimethylallyltransferase 2. Gene Ontology annotation, biological process: tRNA modification. Gene Ontology annotation, cellular component: mitochondrion. The record is from RefSeq and is a predicted model, not a curated record. The coding region runs from base 98 to 1636 and encodes 512 amino acids. Gene Ontology annotation, molecular function: nucleic acid binding; zinc ion binding; tRNA dimethylallyltransferase activity. The transcript is spliced from 10 exons. NCBI's taxonomy places the organism in Eukaryota, Viridiplantae, Streptophyta, Magnoliopsida, Caryophyllales, Amaranthaceae.
GGGAUAUUGGAUGGGAUUAAGGAGGCCUUAAUUACGAUUGAUGUCUUACCCGGUUACCCCAACAGCCUAGCCUGAAUUCAACACUUGUACCCUGCCCAUGAGUGAUGAGAAUGAGAUUGAGACCAUGAUUAAUCCCCAUUAUCCUUCAAAUGGCAGUAAUUUGGUUGAUGACAAAGAAGAAAUGGAAGAUGGUGCAGUAGCUAUUUCCCUUACCAAAAAGCUCCAAAACCCUAACAAUGGUGAAGAAGAAAUUAAACCCAAAAUAGUAGUGAUAAUGGGGCCAACUGGGUCUGGAAAAUCAAAAUUAGCAAUUGAUUUAGCAACCCAAUUUCCAAUUGAAAUUAUCAAUGCUGAUUCAAUGCAAGUCUACCAUGGCUUGGAUGUUCUCACUAAUAAAGUUACAAUCUUCGAGCAAAAAGGAGUUCCACACCAUCUUCUGGGAACAAUCAGCCCUAAUGUUGAAUUCACUUCUAAAGAUUUCCGUGAUGCUGCUAUACCUCUCAUCAAAGACAUAAUAUCUCGAAAUCAUUUACCCGUAAUAGUUGGCGGAAGUAAUUUCUAUUUACAGGCUCUUGUCAGUCCUUUUCUGUUUGAUGAUUCUGUUGAAGAGCUGGAUGAAUUUUGUUUAACAGAGAAUUCAGUAGAUGUUGCUAAUUGGAAAGAACGUCAACAAUACGAGCGAGGGAGUAGUGAUUAUAGUCAUGACCAUCUUAGAGCUGUGGAUCCAGUGGCAGCAAACAGAAUACAUCCAAAUGACCAUAGGAAAAUAAGACAUUACUUAGAGAAGUUCUCCCUUUCUGGUGUCCUCCCUAGCCAACUAUUUCAGGGAAAAGUGACAGAGAAAUGGGGUCGGCUUGGUGGUGAUUCAAGAUACAACUGCUGUUUUGCCUGUGUUGAUGCUGCUCUUCCUGUACUAGACCAAUUUGUAGAUCAGAGAGUAGAGAGGAUGAUGGAGGGCGGUUUGCUUGAUGAAGUCUAUGACAUUUACAGACUGAAUGCAGAUUAUACACGUGGUCUGCGACAGGCUAUUGGAGUAAGGGAGUUUGAAGACUUCCUUAAUGCUUUCAUUUCUGAAGUGAAUAAUUCUUCCCAGGAACCUGCUUCAUUGACGAAUGUUGAUUUUACUAUCAAACAAAAUUUGAAGGAAGUUUUGAGUUCCUCAAAUACGCCAACUAGGCGUCUUCUGGAUGAAGCCAUUUCCAAACUAAAAAUGAACACCCGAAGACUCGUACGUCGGCAGAAGAGGAGGAUUAAUCAACUGCAGACUUUAUUUGGAUGGAACAUACAUUUUGUGGAUUCUACCGAGUCUUUACUUGGAAGUUCAGAGGAUACAUGGAUUGCCCAAGUGGUUGAGCCAGUUGCAAAAGCAAUAAGUUCUUUCCUUGACUGUGAUGUGACCUCAGUUUCAGAUGACGCUGACAACGCUGUUGUACAAAAACUCGAUGAGAGAGAUCUAUGGACUCAGUUCAAAUGCGAGGCUUGUAGCAAGGUUCUUCGCGGUGCACAUGAGUGGGAACAGCAUAUACAAGGGCGCGCACAUAGGAAAAGAAUCGGGAAACUAAAGAAGCGUCAAAGUUCUUUCUUAACUAAUGUUUUAAAGCUCCCAGAACGUGAUCACUUAGAUUCAGAUGUAUGACAAACCCUAGACAUUCCAUAGAAUAAUCUUAGCGAUGAUCUUUUCGUAGGUGUGAAGUUGCUGGAAAUUUUGAUUAUGAUAUAGUUUAUGUGAAAAGAAUGUUAACAAUUUCGAA